AGGGAGCUGAAAAGAUCCAGAGAGAGAGAGAGAGAGAGAGAGAGAGAGUUUUUGUCUGUGUGUGUGAGUGUAGGGUUUCCUUUGAUCGGUUGGUGGUGGGUUUGAAGGAAGAAAAUGGCUGCUGAAGAGGGUGGUGAGCAGAGGCAAACCGAGAGGGCAAAGGGCCAUGUCAAGUGGUUCAAUGACCAGAAAGGUUUUGGAUUCAUCACUCCUACUGACGGCGGCGAAGAUUUGUUCGUCCAUCACUCUGGGAUUAAGGCCGGCGGUGGCGGGUUUCGCAGUCUGGGCGAGGGUGAAGCCGUCGAGUUUGAGGUGGAGCAAGGUGGUGAUGGCCGUACCAAGGCCGUCGAUGUCACUGGCCCAGAUGGGGGACCUGUUCAGGGAGGAAGCCGCGGCGGCGGCGGAGGAGGUGGCUACAACGGAGGCGGUGGUGGCAGGAGCCGCGGUGGAGGGGGAUACGGCGGCGGCGGAGGCGGGUACGGCGGCGGUGGUGGUGGGUACGGCGGCGGUGGAGGGGGGUACGGCGGCGGUGGAGGUUACGGAGGAAGCGGAGGAGGUGGGUGUUUCAAGUGCGGUGAGUCUGGGCAUCUUGCUAGGGACUGCUACCAGGGUGGCGGCGGUGGGGGUAGGUAUGGCGGUGGGGGAAGCGGCUGCUUCAAAUGCGGGGAAGAUGGACAUUUUGCCCGAGAAUGCCCUAACAGUAAUCGUUGAGCUGGCUUCAACCUCAACCUGGAGGGUUUUAUUUUCAGAAAGUGUUUAUUCGCAUUUGAAAUCCCUCUUCUGCUUUUGGGUUCUUUGAUUUCACUGUCUCUGUUUUCUAUUGUACUUUUUGUUUUAUUUGGGGGUUGGCUUAAGGUUUUUAAAGGCUUUGAUCUGGUGAACCACACGGUACUAAAUGCGAAUGUUAUUUUGUGGUGGGUUAUUUUUGUGAUUAAGUGGUCACCUGCAUCAAGUAGUAGCAGUAGAAGACGCAGUACUAGUUUCUCUCUACCAGUUUGUUAGGUUUUCAAGGAAAAAAAAUGUUAAAUCAAAUCUAUGCUCUUAGCACUGCAGCAGCUGCUGCUUUCGGGCGGAA
Coffea eugenioides is the source of this 1075-nucleotide messenger RNA. Its product is annotated as glycine-rich protein 2. Gene Ontology annotation, molecular function: zinc ion binding; nucleic acid binding. The transcript has a single exon. The coding region runs from base 115 to 711 and encodes 198 amino acids. The record is from RefSeq and is a predicted model, not a curated record. NCBI's taxonomy places the organism in Eukaryota, Viridiplantae, Streptophyta, Magnoliopsida, Gentianales, Rubiaceae.